Messenger RNA from Fusarium odoratissimum NRRL 54006, 1657 nucleotides. RefSeq lists its product as uncharacterized. Gene Ontology annotation, biological process: regulation of transcription elongation by RNA polymerase II; positive regulation of DNA-templated transcription, elongation; chromatin organization. Gene Ontology annotation, cellular component: nucleus; DSIF complex. Lineage: Eukaryota; Fungi; Ascomycota; Sordariomycetes; Hypocreales; Nectriaceae. The record is from RefSeq and is a predicted model, not a curated record. Gene Ontology annotation, molecular function: RNA polymerase II complex binding; zinc ion binding. Bases 72 to 443 code for a protein of 123 amino acids. The transcript is spliced from 3 exons.
CCACUCUCCACGCCCAAGACCGAUCGCCGAAACAAAACACUAUCGACGGUGUCUCCCACGAAACACGAACUAUGUCGUCUUCCAACUACGUCUCCACCGGCCAAGCGCGCUACCUACGGGCAUGCAUGGUCUGCUCUAUUGUCAUGACCUACGCCCGCUUCCGCGACGAAGGCUGCCCUAACUGCGAGGAAUUCCUACAUCUUCAGCACUCGCAAGACCAGAUCGAGAGCUGCACCUCCCAAGUCUUUGAGGGAGUUAUCACCCUCGCAAACCCGGCCAAAUCAUGGAUCGCAAAGUACCAGCGCCUCGACAACUAUGUACCUGGCAUGUACGCCAUCAAAGUGUCGGGUCAACUCCCCGAUGAAAUUCGAUCGACGCUGGAAGACGAGUAUAGAAUACAGUACAUUCCACGUGACGGCACAGAGGCGGAGAACGAUGCUUAGAACGCUAUGCAUUCAACUGGCUUGGCAUAAUAUCUUCUACUGAUUCUGGCGAAACUGGCGUUAGAGGGACUGGCAUAAGAGUAAAGAUUAUGAAAAUCGCAUAUGAUCAUUUAAAAAGUGUCGUUGUGGUAUCUAUGGUAGAAUAAAGCAAAAACGCCCCAUGCAAUUAUUGGGCUUAACAUAAUUGAACCCUUGCCAUUUGCUAUAACUCUUGUAACCCGGUCCAGGCUGAUAUACAAUCCCUAAUAUCAUCAGUUAUUUCUCUGCUUCUUACCAGAGCCCAUCCCAAAGCUGAAACCAGCAGACUCUCUUGAUCGUUUCUUCUCCAUCUCCUCCUUCAUUAUACGUUCAGCCUCGCUCAUUUUCUUUGGCUGUUCAAUCCUUGCUGGUUUCUUCGAUCCUGAAGAGAGGGCGUUCUUCUUGGCCUGGGCGAAAACGUUCUUGGCCUGAGGCUUUCCGCCAAGCUUCAUUGAGAUACCUCCAAAUCCACUGGGCUUUACUGGCGCUGCUUCCGGCUCUUUGCCUUUGUCCGUACUUGUGUCUGCUGUCUUUGAAGAUUCUGCUUCAGGAGUUGUUGUAUCUGGCACCGGACUCUCUGAUGACUUCUUUUCAGAAGCAGCUGGCUUCGCUCCAAAUGAGAGCUUGAUCUUCUCGCCUUCUUGUCGCUUUAGCUCUCGAGCUUCAUUGUCCUCUUCUUUCUCCUCUUCCCGACUGCCGGCGGUAGCUUGUGCUCGCUUAAUCUGCUCCCGAAUCAUUCGCUGUUCUAUCUCCUCGUUGCCUUGAUCCUGGGCCUCUUUGCGUCUUAAUGCUUCCUGUCGUCUUAGGGCUUCUGGAGACCGGUCUAUCCACGCUAUGUGAAUACCCUUAUCGUUUUCUUCGACGCGGCAAAUUCCCUCGCGGCCAAGAUGUUUCGCGAAUUCCGUUAAGCUAGCAAAAGAGGUAGAAUUCAUAUGUACGUGUUCCUUGUUUCGUAUGUACUCCUGAUAAAAAUGGUUGAUAUGUACUGGCUUUUCACCAUGACCGGUCCUGAGAAGCUGAAGAAAGUCUGCCUGAAACUGCUGCGUGUACGAUUUUAUGUAUUUCUUGGGGUCUUCGCCGACAAGCAACAUUUGCCGAACGUGAGAUUCCGACAUCUACCAUGAUAGUUAGUGAUUGGCUUGCUCACUGCUUUAUCUCGGAUUUGGACCAAACCGUAUGCUGUUUAAAUCCAUUUG